CCCUUCAGUCUUGCACAGGUGUACCGGCUCCUCCCCUUCAGUCUUGCACAGUUGUACCGGAUCCUCCCCUUCAGUCUUGCACAGGUGUACCAGCUCCUCCCCUUCAGUCUUGUACAGGUGUACCGGCUCCUCCCCUUCAGUCUUGUACAGGUGUACCGGCUCCUCCCCUUCAGUCUUGUGUUCCGGCUCCUCCCCUUCAAUCUUGCACAGGUGUACCGGCUCCUCUCCUUCAGUCUUGCACAGGUGUACCGGCUCCUCCCCUUCGGUCUUGCACAGGUGUACCGGCUCCUCCCUUUCAGUCUUGCACAGGUGUACCGGCUCCUCCCCUUCAGUCUUGCACAGGUGUGCCGGCUCCUCUCCUGGACUGAAAUGGCUUACUCUGAUUUCACUGCACACUGUGAGCUUCUCACAAGGUGC
This is a messenger RNA of Staurois parvus, 417 nucleotides long. Lineage: Eukaryota; Metazoa; Chordata; Amphibia; Anura; Ranidae. The record is from the annotation of a GenBank genome assembly.